This is a messenger RNA of Caenorhabditis sp. 36 PRJEB53466, 587 nucleotides long. NCBI's taxonomy places the organism in Eukaryota, Metazoa, Nematoda, Chromadorea, Rhabditida, Rhabditidae. The record is from the annotation of a GenBank genome assembly.
AUGUCCAAUACGUUGGAUUCGCACGCGACCUGGGACAAAAUGCCGAAGCCCUGUCACCAGAAGGAGAGAACGUUUUAUAGUCCCGAGAAUCCGCAUCCCGACGCUGAAAAAUAUAUGCACGAGACACGCACCACCGGAGUCUACCCGGACAUUUACCCGCCACACGUGUGGUUUAGUUUUCCACUCGAAUUUAAAAAUGAAGUUCGCAACCGCAGAAGUGGGCUCUCAUAUUUUUGUAAAUCGCAAAAGCCUGAUAUUUCAGAAAGUCAUUUCCGUCCUCAAUACUUGGCAUCUGAUGCUCGGGAUAAAAUAUCGCCAGAGCAAAAGAGAGAGCACAAAACACGUCCGGAUCAACGGAGAACACAAUACCAAUCCCAACAAGUACCGAUUCACCUGAAAUCCCACGAGGAGGAGCUGUCGGAUGACAAUUUCACUGCUACUUACGAUGCGGCAGUUUGGAGUGCUCUUCCAACUGUUAUCCAAGAUGAAAUCAACAGACAGCGCAAGCUGAAGCUCCGUAAGCAUUGCCUUUGAAUUUUUCCGCACAACUGUUUUCAGAACGUGCCAGCAACAUGCCCUCGUUGUGA